UUUGACGGCCUAUAUGAAUGUCUUGGUCAGAUUGAAGGACCAUGUCCACCACCCUUCUUCACUACCCUCUGCAAGAUCCAACCUUUCUUUCAAUUGUUUUAGCCCCAUGCACAUUCCCCCCUCUCAGCUUAUGCUUUCUACUCCCUAGUCCCUACUCCCAACCCUUCAUGGCCUUCAAACCCAAUUAAAGUUUUUACAUGUUGGGUGGAGAGGAUACCAGCAAGGACCGCCCCGUCGCUCACAGGAGAACGCAUUCCUGGGCGGAGCGGACCCGGAAGCCGCCGCGCCCGCUUCAGCCGCUUGCCAUCGACAGGCGCACCGGCGUGGCGGACUGGCCGAGCGCGGGCUGCGACGAUGUCGGAGAGUGGCUGCCGCCGGCGACGCCAAGAGGGUCGACGAAGCUGUGCCCAUCCGAUUCGGGGGGCAAGGUAUUCCAGUUCAAGAGGGACAAGCUGGCGUUCUACGACAAGGAAUGUUCUCGCAUCGCGGAGCACGUGUACCUCGGCAGCGACACGGUGGCGAAGAGCCAGGAGCUUCUGCGGCGGCACGGGAUCACGCACGUGCUGAAUUGCGUGGGGUUCGUGUGCCCCGAGUAUUUUAAAACGGACUUCGUGUACAAAACCCUCUGGCUCCAGGACAGCCCCUCCGAGGACAUCACCAGCAUUCUCUACGACGUCUUCGAUUACUUCGAGGAUGUCCGGCAGCAGGGUGGCCGCGUCCUCGUACACUGCUGCCAGGGCGUGUCGCGAUCCACUUCCCUUGUCAUCGCCUAUCUCAUGUGGAGGGAAGGCCAAAGCUUCGAGGACGCCUUUCACUACGUCAAAAACGCGCGUGGCGUCACCAACCCUAACAUGGGUUUCGCCUGCCAGCUCUUGCAGUGUCAGAAGAGGGUGCAUGCUAUGCCGGUGAGUCCUAGCUCUGUUCUCAGGAUGUAUAGGAUGGCCCCGCACUCUCCUUAUGACCCUCUCCACCUUGUUCCCAAGACCGUUUACCACCCUUCCCCACGCGCUCUUGAUUCGCGUGGGGCUUUCAUUGUUCAUGUUCCCUCCGCUAUCUAUGUCUGGGUUGGGAAAGAGUGUGGCUCCGUCAUGUCUUGCAAUGCCAAUUCCGCCGCUGCUCAGGUUGUUCGUUAUGAGCGAGCCACUGGGAAGCUUUUCAGUGUGGUGGAGGAUGAUGAGCCUAAGGACUUUUGGGUUGCGCUUUUGAACAACCACGUGUUGGGGGAGAAUGAUGAUGGUGAGGACAAAAUGGAGCUAGUUCGCCCCCGGAGGGUUGAGGACUAUGAUUUGGAUUUCGCCAUUUUUCAUAAGGCGCUUGCUGGUGGGGUUGUUCCGCCUUUCGCUUUGUCCAAUGCUGGAUCGGAGAAUUGCCUUCCGGCUAGGGAGAAUGGUUGGGGGAGAUUGACAAGGAAGCUUGCUAGUGGUAUCAUGAAAGGGUUGUUCACAUCUUCUAAGUGCUGUGAGUCGGGUGUGAACAAUGUGGAAGAGGAAGUUUACCUUAAGAAUGUUGAUUCUGUGCCACUGCCAAAGGAUAAUGUUCAAGUGAUGGACCACUUUGUUGUUGCUGGUGUUGGUUCGGCAGCACUGCCACCAUCUCCUCGUGCGUUUGCUUGUUUUCUAAGGAACAGCCCCAAAUUGAGCUCCCAGUCGCCAACAAUUUCGCCCAACAGUUCUGAUUGUGCCAGUUCCUUUUCAUUUUCGCCGUCAUCCACUGACUUUUCGCUCCUGUCUCCUCGGCUGCCAUCCCCUUCCGGCGUGGAAUCAGUUGAACCCUUUUAUGUCAAAGAUGCACCUUCCUCUGAGAGUUGUGCUUUACUUCAGACCAAAGCUGUGUCUUCAUCCUCAGAGGAGGCGCUUUUGGCUAAUGACACCUUGGUAGGGGCAAAGUCCAUUUUGCCGCGCAAAGGAUCUUACCCUUCCAUUGCCGAGCGCAGAGGGAGUAAGCCGCCCCCCAUGUUGCUGCCCUCAGCCAGCGAGUCGUCCCGUGCCAGCAAGAUCAGGGUAAGAUCCGGAUCAUUCUCAUUGGCUGCCUCGAAUGAUACUUUGAUGGAGGAUGUUGUUGCAAGCAAUCUGACCCGGAAAACAGGGGAAGAUAGCUAAUAUGAGGUGUUGGUAUCAUUAGUACCGCUGUUGAGACUGAGGUUAAUGGCAGAGGAUCAUUGUAGUAGGUUAAUGGCAGAAAAAACUGUCAUCUAAGAUAGGUUAUUUAUGUUUUAAGUAGAACAAGAGUUAUAAGAGAAAGUUAACUUGAUUAUAAUCGUUCAGUCCCUUCCUGUAUAGAUUUAGCCAUAGUUUGGCUCAAAUGAUAUGUUUUUGGAGGUGAACUUUCACUCCUCUUUGAAUAUUGGUGCAUGCCUGCAAUGUCUAGGCUUAGCAAUAAUAACCACACAAGUAUGCAGGCAAUGCACCGGUAGAAUCUUAAAGUUCACAAGAAUUAUCAAAUUUAAAUGAAUAUAAAGUCUAUUUUUCUCUUCA
Messenger RNA from Cajanus cajan (pigeon pea), 2474 nucleotides. Lineage: Eukaryota; Viridiplantae; Streptophyta; Magnoliopsida; Fabales; Fabaceae. The record is from RefSeq and is a predicted model, not a curated record.